Messenger RNA from Pediculus humanus corporis (human body louse), 321 nucleotides. RefSeq lists its product as uncharacterized. The transcript is spliced from 3 exons. The coding region runs from base 1 to 321 and encodes 106 amino acids. Gene Ontology annotation, cellular component: mitochondrion. Gene Ontology annotation, biological process: mitochondrial respiratory chain complex II assembly. NCBI's taxonomy places the organism in Eukaryota, Metazoa, Arthropoda, Insecta, Psocodea, Pediculidae. The record is from RefSeq and is a predicted model, not a curated record.
AUGCAUUUCGGGACGAUGAAAUCUUAUUAUUUCCGUUUAAUAAUUAAUAAGUAUCACAUAAGAAAUCUAGGAAAUGUUUCUGAUGUGCUCGAUAAAAAUGCCAACACAAGUUGUCCUGGUGAAAAAUUGCAAAGAGCAGCACAAAAACUUCGAAAAUUAGAUGAAUUAGAAGAAGGUAAACAUCCAUAUCAAGAAAAAGAACCACUUAAACCUUUUCCAAAUGGUAUCAAUCCAGUAACAGGUGAAAGGAAUGGUCCCAAAGGAGUGGAACCAACUAGGUAUGGAGAUUGGGAGCGUAAAGGUAGGGUUUCUGAUUUUUAA